GCUGCAUUCGGCGCAAUGGGGCGGAAGGAGAUCAUGGAGCCCGGCAUCGGCGGGCCGAAGGAGAUCUGGGACCUCGUCAGCGGCAAGCAGAUGGAGACCAUCGGCCUCGUCAGCGGCAAGCAGAUGGAGACCAUUGGCCUCGGCAGCGGCAAGCUCCAGGACUAUCCCUUGGUGAGGCGGCUCCGCAACCGGCGGCUCCUCACCUACCUCUGGCUCCAGGGCUUCGACGCCGCCUACGACAGCGUUGUGCAUGAGUCGGGUGUGCAGAUGAGCAGGCUACAUCUGCGGCAGCUGCUGAUCCGGGGCCAGUGGAGAGAGGCCAUCAAGUACAUAACGCGCUUCCUGCCGCCGGCCGUUGAUCGGGGCGUCGAGACCCGUUCCCUCCUCAUCUUCCUCCACGCGCUCUGGUCCCUGGCAAACGUCGCCGGGUGCUCAGCGGGCGGCUUCGCGAACCAGUCCGUGCACCGCGACCUCAGCUUCCUCAAGUCCAUUUGCAGUCGCAGCGCCAAGCUCGCCUCCAUCCUCCAAUACACACUCCACUCGCCGCAAUUUAGGGCGUCCCUGAACUGGAUACUGGUGAGGGAGAAGGCAUCGUUCAUUGCCGAUGACUUGGCUCUUGAGAGUCCUGAGUUGAGACGCAAGUUGCUAUUGCCCGGCGGCCCAGGUCUCCCGCAGGACUUGUUUCCCAUCAGUCCCCUUCGUCCAAGGCGCCACUGGACGCAACAAUUCCCGCGGCCAAAGCCGGAGGCUAUUGCCAAGUGCUAUCUCAAGAGGAGGAGGAGCCUGCCCUCUGCAAGCCCACUUUAUGGAUUGCCCGAUAAUGCAGUCAGCCGGGUGUCAGAUCUUAUUGAGGGGUGUUUAAAAGCCGGUAAACUUCCGGAGCUCCAUCGAGGGAACCCACUUCAAUCAAAUGCAAAGGAAGAAAUGGCUAGAGUGCAGGGUCAAAGCUCAAAAGCUUGUUUCCUUUGGGUGAAAGUAGAAAGGAAGAAAGGAAGAAAGACCAUGGGGCCACGUACGCUGGGCAGUCGGUCAGGUAAGGACAACCGUUCUUCCCUCCCAUCCCACUGGGCGGACGGCCGCUUUGUGACAUUUCUUGGGCGAUAA
Messenger RNA from Triticum aestivum (bread wheat), 1104 nucleotides. RefSeq lists its product as uncharacterized. The record is from RefSeq and is a predicted model, not a curated record. The transcript is spliced from 8 exons. NCBI's taxonomy places the organism in Eukaryota, Viridiplantae, Streptophyta, Magnoliopsida, Poales, Poaceae. The coding region runs from base 16 to 1104 and encodes 362 amino acids.